AAAAAAACAACAAAGCCAAAAACCACACACACGCACAGCAAUUGCAACGUUGUCAGAUGUUUUCAUACACAAAAUAAGAAAAGAAGUGUAGAAGAAAGUAUUAAAUUACUAAUAACACGCAAAAAAGGGUGUAAAUUAAUAAAACAAACAAUUCUAUAAUGAACUAUUAAAUCAUUAGUUACUGAAAUUGUAAAAAAAAUUAAAUCUCAAACAAAAUGAAAUCGUUUAAGUUGAUAGUGCUCUUGCUAAGUUUAAGUGCUGUUGGCCUCUACAAAACGACCCACGCAGAGUCGGUGACCAAGGAAAAUAAUGCUACAAUUGCAGCUAAUAAUGGCAACAAAGAAAAUAAAACGGUAAUAGAGCUUAAUAAAGAUAUUACAGUUAAUACAGGUCUAAAUUUGGACAAAACUUUGGCCGAACUCAAUGGCACUGAAGCCUCUAAUAUACCGAAAGUACGCAAAGUCACACCCGUGGACAAUGACAGUUUAGAAAGGAAGUUGAAAACUGAGGUAAAAGCUGCUAGUAAUGCCACUGAACCGAUUAUUGUAAGUACAACAACGGCAGCCCCCACUAAGGUGACAAAAAUAUUAACUGAAGCUGGCGUGGUAGAUGUAAAAGUGCCUGCUAAAAAUGCCACCGAUAAUGUAGGAAAGGCAGAGGAGAAAAAGGUUGAAGAUAAAACCUCAUUGCACGUAAUAUCUUCUACUCAAAGCACUAUAAAUAGCAGCAAUACAACAAAUACGAUAUUAAUAAAUUCUAAGAACUCAACCGAGGUUAUCACAAAGCAAGAUAAAAACAAAAAUAAUACUGCAACAGUGACAACAAACCCCUCGUUAGCUGUAACCACAACAAUAAUAACAACUACACCAACACCUUCAGUAACAAAAAAACUUAAAGCAAAUAAUGAUACAAGCACCCUGACACCUUCAACAACUACCGCAGGGAAAGGUAGCAGCAACACUACCGCUGUUGGUAACACUACCACUACUUCGACAACAAGCACGACAACUACGACCACUACUACUACAACAACGACCACUACUACACCUAAGCCUAAAAAGCCCACUAUCACCUACAGCAUACCCGAUUUCCCCGAUCUAGAAAAAGACAAUCCAGACUUGAAGAAUUUACUACAAUCAUCCGCUUCAGCUUCAAAUAAACUACCCUUACCAGACGGUCCAUAUGCUCAACCUUCACAGGAAUUCAAUAAUAAUUCCUUUAAUCGUGGACGCGACUUCAUAUUACCCAUUGUCUCUAUGAUAUUUAUAAUACCACUGGUCAUUGGUAUCCUAAUAACAUCGUACCGACGUUUCCGAGACUGUUGGUCAACACGCCAUUACCGCCGAAUGGAUUUUUUGGUGGAUGGCAUGUACAAUGACUGACAUCGUUGCCAGCAAAGGCAGCAGCUAUUGGCUCAAACAAAUAAUGAGGAUGCAAAUAAUCAUGCCGAUAACGAUGAUGAAGAUGAUGAUGUUUGGAAUUUAUCUGAAAUUGCUUAGCAUUAUAAAAUUUCCACUCAUAAACAAAACAAACAUAAAUUGUACUUUUUAAAUCCCUAAUAGUCUUGCUACAAACAAAAAAAAAACAAUGAAAAAAGUAAAACUUUUUUCCCCGGCCUAUAAAUAACAAAAAUAUAUGUAUAAAUCCUCAUUAUUUGCAAGAAAUCGAGUGAGAUUUGUAAUAGAAUACACAACUUCCCCAUUUUUUUUAUAUAAAACCAUACAUUAUUAUAUAUUUUAUUAUUUUUAUAUAUAAAAUUGGUAUAUUUCUUAUAAAAAUAAGCAAUAUUUAACAAAAAUAAUAUAACAUUAACAUCUUGAAUUUAGUUUUUCAAAAACUUUUCGACAAAAAAAAAACAAAUUGUUGCCAAAAUUGAAACUACUUUUUCUAAAGAUUUUUAUUUUGUAAAACUAUCAAUAUUUUUUAGCUUUUAAGACUUAUUUUGUUAUAAAAUUUUUUAACAAAAAUAACAAAUUUGAAAGUAUUUUAUGAAAAAAAAAAGUUUUUUUCUAGAUUGUUUAAGAUUAAAAUCCCAUUUUUUAGAUUAUGUAAGAGUUCUUCUAUAUUAGCAUUUGGAUGAAAUCAUUAAAAUAUAUAUAUAUAAACACCUGAACUAAUAAUAUUUUUGUAUUAUAAGAAAAGACAAUUAUCUUUAUUAUAUGAAUUUAUUUUAAUAAAAAUUAUCCAAAAAAAAAAA
Messenger RNA from Calliphora vicina (urban bluebottle blowfly), 2197 nucleotides. RefSeq names its product integumentary mucin C.1. The transcript has a single exon. The coding region runs from base 216 to 1382 and encodes 388 amino acids. NCBI's taxonomy places the organism in Eukaryota, Metazoa, Arthropoda, Insecta, Diptera, Calliphoridae. The record is from RefSeq and is a predicted model, not a curated record.